UUAUCUCUUAGAUGUAUCACUUUACUAAAUAUUGUCAUUCAAUAACAUAACAAAAUAAGAAUGAUCUAUUUUGCUUUUUGACUUCGUUAUUUUCAAUUUUGUUUUCUGUGCAAGUCAUAGAUCUAUAAGAAGUCUAUCGACUUUCGGUUAGGUCUAUGGUGCAAGUGCAUGUUAAGUGACAUUACAAAGUACAUAUUUUUAUAUUUUAUCUUUCAUAACAUGCAAUUUUCACUCAACUAAAAAAUAAUUUUUAUUGAAUCACGAAUUUACCAUAAUGGGAACUGUUGAAAUAUCACCUAUAAAAUCAUUAGAAGAAGUACUGUCCUGGCAAGGGGAAUUAGAUAAACUUCCAGUUGUAGAGUUACAAAUUCGUGCAAAUUAUUCUAUUUUUGGUAAUGAUUACAAGUGUCAUGAAAAGUUAAUGACUCCUAAAAGACAUUUCAAUCGAGGUUUGCCUAAGACAUUGAUCUGUCAUGAUAUGCAAGGAGGCUACAAAAAUGAUAGAUUUGUGAAUGGCUGUCAAAGUCUGGAUGAGUAUACAUUUUACAACUGGUCUAUAGUAGAUACUUUUAUAUAUUUCAGUCAUCAUUUUGUAACAAUACCACCUAUUGGUUGGACAAAUUCCGCACAUAAACAUGGUGUGAAGUGUCUAGGAACCUUAAUUACUGAAUGGGACGACGGACAUGAAUUAUGGUUAAAACUAUUUACUAAUUUAGAAAAAAGAGAUAUCUUAGUUAAUAAACUAGUAGCAAUAUGCAAGAACUAUAGUUUUGACGGUUACCUUAUUAAUAUAGAAAAUAACUUGCCAAUAGAAAAUAUUGAAAACAUGAUAGAAACCAUAAGCUUAUUAAGAACUAAAUUAAAAGCAAUAAUUCCACAUUCUGAAGUUAUAUGGUAUGAUUCAGUUAGUAUGGUAAAUGGAGAACUAAAUUGGCAAAACCAACUGAAUGUUCAUAAUAAAUUGGCAUUUCAAGCUUGUGAUGGUAUAUUUUUAAACUAUAAUUGGAAGGAAGAAGAUCUUAUAAAAUCUGUCAUUAAUGCUGGAAGUAGAAUUGUUGAUGUUUAUGUAGGUGUAGACGUAUUUGGUAGAAACUGCUUAGGUGGUUUAGAAUGUAACAAAUCUUUAAAAAUAAUCAGAAAAUAUGAUUUGUCUGUAGCCAUAUUUGCUCCUGGGUGGACAUAUGAGACUUUAAUAGAUAAAAAGCAAUUCACUGAAACAGAAAAUGCAUUUUGGAGAUCACUUUAUCCUUUUAUGUAUAUUCACAUUCCUUCUACACUACCGUUAUGCACUAAUUUUUGUAGAGGAUAUGGUUUAAAAAAAACGGAAAAAGCUGAAGUCUCUUCAGUUAAUCCUUGGUUUGAUUUAUCAAAACUGAAUUUUCAACCAACUGUUCCAAUUUGUUUAUUUGAUAGUAAACAUCCUUGUAUUUCUCAUACCAACAGUGAAGCACUAACUGAUGGUGGAUGUUUAAGAUUAAAUGGCACUAGAGAAAAUGAUACAUAUCAUAGAAUAUUAGUAUGUAACUAUGAAAUUAAAUCAAAAUUGAAUUUGGAAAUAACAGUUAAAGCUUUAAAGCCAUUUAAUGUACAUAAAAUAAUUGUUGUUGCCAUAGAUCCUUACGGAAUGCCCUAUAAAAUGGAAUUUGGUAUACAAGGUGAAGACAACUUAUUUUUUAAUAAUUGUGAAGAUUAUAGCUGUGUUGUUCCAAACUCCAAAAUUUAUAAUUUAACAAUGCAAGAUGGCUGGCUAUUACACAGUUUGUCAUGUGAAAUGGUUGGUAUUAUCGUCGAGAUUGCCGUCGAGACUGAAGAACCGUUACUCGUUGGACGACUAUUCAUUGAUGAUUGCGUUGGUGACUAAAGAUAUCAAAAAUACCUACCAAAUCUUAAAAAUGAUUAUACUCUUAAAAUAAAUAUUUCUUUAAAUUAUAUUACGUUAUUCUAAUAAAAUGUUGUCCUUUACUAAAAAAAAAAUAUAUACUUUUUAUUCUUGUAAAUUAUAAACACAGAAUAGAGGUUUUAUGUUGGAAUCAUGG
Messenger RNA from Adelges cooleyi (spruce gall adelgid), 2036 nucleotides. It is a transcript of the gene ENGase, whose product is annotated as cytosolic endo-beta-N-acetylglucosaminidase. Gene Ontology annotation, biological process: protein deglycosylation. NCBI's taxonomy places the organism in Eukaryota, Metazoa, Arthropoda, Insecta, Hemiptera, Adelgidae. Gene Ontology annotation, molecular function: mannosyl-glycoprotein endo-beta-N-acetylglucosaminidase activity. The transcript is spliced from 2 exons. The record is from RefSeq and is a predicted model, not a curated record. Gene Ontology annotation, cellular component: cytoplasm. The coding region runs from base 275 to 1861 and encodes 528 amino acids.